This is a messenger RNA of Doryrhamphus excisus (bluestripe pipefish), 2820 nucleotides long. The record is from RefSeq and is a predicted model, not a curated record. NCBI's taxonomy places the organism in Eukaryota, Metazoa, Chordata, Actinopteri, Syngnathiformes, Syngnathidae.
CCACCAGAGGGCGAACUCGCCACGCACGUACUUUAUUCAUGCCUACCAAGCUUUAACACGAAGCGAAGAAGAAAGUCAUUAACUUAUUGAAUUGAGUUCUCAAAGGGCAUAAACACGCCUCUUUAUCGCGACGCGCGAGUUUUAAAAUAUAUUUAACGUUCGUUUCAACUUUAAUAUAGAUCUUUCGUAGCAAUGAAGAUUCUGCUCGACGUGAUGAACAGAAACAGCGACAUGUUUGUUUUGUUACCGUUAGCAUGCUAGCUCAUAUCCUAGCGGUUAGCUUUGGCCAAAUAUUUCACUGCUGGGAAAUAAAAUGUCUAUUUGGCGAGCUUUGGUGGACUGUAUCGUGUUGUCUCUCCAAGAUGCUUGUGUGUUUUAUCCGUGCUGUCGAAGCUGCUUCGCCAAAAUGGACGUUAUGGCGCAGGACAGAGCAAGCAGAUAUAGAUGUCCCAAGUGUGGUCACAGCUGUUUUAAAGAAGAACUGGAGUACAGAUAUCGCCUCUCUCUGAGAGUGACCAGAGACAGAAGAAUAUUUGGAGUCACAGUAUUUGGCAGCUGCUUGAACCCGUUCUUUGGCGUCCAUGCAACUGAGUUUCAAAGGAUGGUGGAGAACUUGGACGGACCAUCUGAGGCGUCAGCCAGAUCCAAAUUGCUGGUGAAGGCGUUAGAGGACUGUUUCAUUGGCAGACAUCUUAUUUUUGGAAUGAAGGUGACAGAUUCUCAAAGUUGUCCAUGGUCAGCAGAUCAUGUUCCAGGUGGUUCCGAUCAUAAGGGCAUGGCCCAGUUCACUGCCACUCAGAUGAUUGUCCCCAAAGCCACAGGCAUGGAGGGCUGCUCCGUCAUUCGCUACUAUCAACUGCUUCUACGGAGAGCUGCAGAACAGCAGCAGGAAUCUGCUGAUCCCAACAAGUCCUACACAAUCCCCACCACACCCUUGAUUUCUCAAGAUUCACCAGCCAACGGCUUCAAUGGUGUCACACUUUCUCGCCUUCUGCCACACUCACUGCAAAGAUCACAGCCCCAUGACGGCUCCCUCACUCCCACGCCGCCAUGGCAACAAUCACUGGGACUAGUUACUUCAUCUGCCGAGAAUGAGGAGGACAAAGAUGAAAACAAGCCAACAGCUUGUACGAUAGGGAAAGGCCACACUGUGAACCAUGACACCACUGAGGAAAAAGGCUCCUCUCUCUUCUCAAAGAGUUCAUCAUUUGCCGAUGAUUCAUCAGUGAAAAACAUCCUGAACUGUUUGAAUCCCUCAUCAUGUCCGCAGCUCAGCUCUAAGGGCAAAGCCUCUCCACAACCGGACGAUUCAUUCACAUCGACAUCCUUAGCAUGGGAGGAUUUGCCUCUUUCUGAGAGUCUGGAACAGUUUUUGAGUGAGGGUGACCGAUAUGUUUAUCCGGGUGACACAAAGGCAUCAGGAAUUGGGUCAAGAGUGUUGACGGACAUCACCAACAUCUCAAGUGUACGGUCAUCUGAUGGUGACACUGAAGAGCAAGAGGACGCCUACAGUUUUUCACAGGACCUGUUUAGUUUAAGCUCAGCACUCAACACUCAAGAGGAAGCGCUGCCAGGUUUGAACCCUCAAGAGCUACAGACCCGUCACUCUGUUAAUAGAAUCAUUCCAGAAGCUCCGACAUCUGCUGGAGACACAGUGACUCCACUUCUUGACUUUAGCCCAUCCUCUCAAUCCACUCCCAUUGUAAAGGUCGACAUAUUGUCAUCCUCCACCACAUACUACUCCAAAAGGCGUACCAGGAAACGCCACUCCACAAUCCUGAAAACCCGUGAAUGUGACUCAUGUGUGUGGAACAUGCCACUGAGCCAAUUGGAACACAGCGAAGAGCUCAUCCCCCCCACUCCUGCUGGGAUAAACGUCAAGGCAGUUUGCUCUCAGCAAGAAAUGCCACCUCGUGGGCUACACUGUAAAAGAAUCCUGUUGGCUCCAAAAACAGAGAUUGUGACCCACAGUCUUCCAUCUAAAAAUGAUGCAGGAAGCUGUGAUAGUAAUGAGAAGACUCCUAUUCACUCCAUGGCCGAGGAGGAAGCAUGCGAUUGGUCCAGAGAUCUGUUCUCAGAUUCUGUCUGAAAGAUUCUGAAUUUUUAAUGGGUGAAUGUGAGUGUGAAUGAUUAUUUGUUUAUAUUUGCCCUGCCAGGGUGUACACCACCUCGCCCAAAGUUUGCUGGGAUAGGCUCCAGCAUACGGAUAAGCGGUAUCGCAAAUGGAUGGAUGGAUGGUUUUAAAGUAGAACACUAUGCAUUCCAUGAGGCUGGAUUCCUCAUAUUUGUAAUGAAUUUCCUCAUAGGUAAAAAUGAAAAUGAGAUGAAACGGCACACAUUUCCAUCUAUUGUCAUGCCGCUUUAAAAUAUCAUAUUUUUUAGCAAAUGAGAGUCCAAUGCAAAGAAAGUAAAAGUUAUAUCUAUAUCUAUUUUUCUGCCUACAGACGACUAUGAAUGAAGAGUGAGCAUAUUUUCAGCAGAUUUGAACAAUAAUUAUGAUUUAGUUCAUACUAUAAGAAAUGUAUGUACAAUUUCUUAUCUGUUCCAGAGUCAGACUUUGGCCAUUAUGAUAACAUUAUGAACUUCACAGAUAAUGUGUUGUGUAAUGUUUUAACAUUUUUAACUGCCAUACAAGUGUAAAAAUAAGAUGGAAAAACUGUAAAGCACUGAAGUUUUAAUUAGCGAUGACUGAUGUGUAUCUCACUUUUUAACAUUCUUUUUAGUCAAAUGUAAAAUGUGUAUAUUUUGUCCACCUUUGGGGUGGCCCAUCUGCUUGAAUGUCACAAAAAAUCAAAAUAAUUAGAUUUUCUUUGAAAUGAC